UCUUGAAAUUCACGGCGACUCAAUGAAGUUAAAUUUCAAGUUUGCAAAGUUGUUUGGAACAACAUAUAAGUCUGGUAACCUGGAAUUCACCCAGAACGGUUCGUGUGUUGUUAGUCCCGUCGGGAACCAAGUCACAAUUUUUCAUCUACUUCGGGAUGAAUCUCGUACUGUAUCUGUUAAUAGCCAAUUUAAUCUAACCCAUGUUGCCAUAUCUCCUAUAUUGCCUGUCCUUUUCGCUGCCAAUACGAAUGGUGAUGGCUCACUUGUCUCACUUGUUACCGGGAACGUGAUUAAUGUCUACAAAUUCCGCCAUCCCUUAUCGGCUGUUGCGUUCAGCCCUAAUGGCAAGUAUUUAGCAAUUUCGAAAAACCACUGCAUUAUGGUUUUCCUGGCACCAGAGCCAAACAGAAGCGCGAAUUCUCUGGAGUUACACAGAUUUCUGUACGGUUUUCAAGAUACAAUAAAAAACAUCGAAUGGUCUUCGGACUCCAGAUUCAUUAUUGCCGGCAGCGAUGACAUGACGGCACGCAUACUUUCCGUAAAGAAAUGUGAAAAACUUAUUAUAUACACUCUUUCUGGACAUAAGAGUUCAGUGUUCGCCAAGUUUUGUGGCGAUGGCUCGCUUGAUUGUUUUACAGUGGGCACUGAUGGCGAACUCAAGCUAUGGACCUGUGAUACAGAAUUGCAAAAUAUGGAUUCUGCAGUUGAAGGUGAAUCAGCGAAGGCAACAUUCCGUCUCACCUCCAAGUUCUUUUAUCGUAACGCACAGGAACACCGAGUCCCCGAAGCAAUUACCGCUAUUAGUUUUCACCGCAAAUUAAAGAUCCUAGUAACAGCAUUCGAAAAUGGUGUGGUUAUGCUCCACCAACUGCCAGAAUUCGUGCUAAUGGACAAGGCAAGACUGAUGGUUGAUCCAAUCACUUCGGUGACGAUAAAUCCAGCUGGUGAUUGGAUUGCCAUUGGCUCCGAAGAGCACGGCCAACUGGCAGUGUGGGAGUGGCGUUCGAAGUCUUGUCAUCUGCGAGCUGAAUCCCACGCCAACGAGAUGACCAGUUUAUCCUACUCCCCCGACGGCCUUCUACUUGCUACCGGGGGUCGUGACGCCAAAGUUAAGAUUUGGAAUGUUGGCAGUGGACGCGCCAUGGUCACCUUCUCCGACCACCAAGCCCCGGUCACGCAGGUGGCCUUCCCUUCUACGAAGCCGAAGGUUGUCGUCUCGGCGAGCCUAGACGGGACCGUGAGGGCCUUCGACUUGACCAGAUACCGCAACUUCCGGACGAUGUCAGUGCCUAGCCGCGGCGUGCAGCUGUCCGCCCUCGCAGUCGAUCCACUCGGUGACCUCGUCGCGUCCGGGGCCCUAGACUCCUUCGACGCCUACGUCUGGUCCAUCCGCACUGGGCAGCUUCUUACAGUCCUCACCGGACACACCGGCCCCGUUUCCUCUAUCCUCUUCAAUCCCGGUCUGGAACAGUUCGGCCGGCUUGAAGUCCUGACGGGCAGUUGGGACGGCUCCUUCCGCACUUGGAGCCUGGCCGACUGCGAAGCCGCAGCCACCUCCGGCGCCGGAGCCGACGCAGUAGCUGGAAGCACGGUCCUUGAAACAACCACAGUUCCUCUGGACAUCGCCUGCAUGGCUUACCGUAACGACGGACGCGAGCUGGCCGUCGCCAUGAUCAACGCGACGAUCGUCUUCUUCGACCCCGUCGCAGGCACCCAAUUGGGCAGCAUUGAAGGUCGAUGCGACCUUGACGUCGCUCAAGUCUCCAAGACCGACUUGGUUACGCCGCACAAGGCUGCAAGGGAGAGGUGA
Molecule: messenger RNA, 1810 nt
Organism: Mesocestoides corti
Lineage: Eukaryota; Metazoa; Platyhelminthes; Cestoda; Cyclophyllidea; Mesocestoididae
Source: the annotation of a GenBank genome assembly